Spirometra erinaceieuropaei is the source of this 991-nucleotide messenger RNA. NCBI's taxonomy places the organism in Eukaryota, Metazoa, Platyhelminthes, Cestoda, Diphyllobothriidea, Diphyllobothriidae. The record is from the annotation of a GenBank genome assembly.
AUGGUUUGCCCUUUCCUGUUCUAAUCAUACUGUUUAGGGUAUUGACAUAAGCCACCGACAUAAACGGAAGGUUAUUAGACGCAAUGCGAAGAGCGAAGAUGUCUACCUCCGUCUUCUUGUCAAGCUCUACAAAUUUCUGGCGCGUCGAACACAUGCCAAGUUUAACAAUAUCAUCAAGCGCCGUUUGAUGAUGAGCAGGACAAAUCGCGCCCCAAUGUCCUUGGCGAGACUGGCAAGACAGAUGAAGAAACCCGGUCGCCAGGAUAAAAUUGCCGUUUGUUUGGGCACUGUUACUAAUGAUCUACGUAUGAUGGAAAUUCCCAAAAUGACUGUAAGUUAUGACUCCGGCCUUGUGAAUUCGACCAAUAUAAUGGCCUUUUUCGUUGUUACCAGUCUGCUUGCAAAGUUUGCUAUUGAAAUCUCACUAUUGACUGUGCCGACACAAUUAGGGUCUGUUUACUCCGAAAUCGACUUGUCAUCCCUCCCGUCCGUUAGCUGGUGUGUCCUUUGCACCGCUCACCGUUCUGUGUGCUCGUAUUUCGUAGGUUCCCCGUUCAUGCCUGCACAGAUAAUCCUGUUGCCAUCUCUGUUUAUUCGGGCCUGGCGAAGGUUUUUGUAAGCAUUUCGUCAGCUUCUAAGCCCACUAUGCCGUUAGAAAACACCAGGGACCGUAUUAUCCUUUCUUUAGUAAUUUACGACUAAGGUCUUGCUCGCUGACGUCCUCAAUUUUUUUGCCUCUCAGGUGUGUGCCCUUCGCAUCACAGAUGCUGCUCGCAGUCGCAUCCUGAAAGCUGGUGGUCAUAUCCUCACCGUUGACCAACUGGCUUUGAAAACGCCCCUUGGCAAAGGCACUAUCCUCCUCCAAGGACCGCGCAAGGGACGCACUGCCUGUCGUCACUUCGGACCCGCUCCUGGCGUUCCUGGAAGCACAAGCAGACCAUACGUGAUCUCGAAGUCUCGCGAGCGCACCAAUGUUAGGAGGACUCAUUAA